This is a messenger RNA of Striga hermonthica, 2136 nucleotides long. The record is from the annotation of a GenBank genome assembly. Lineage: Eukaryota; Viridiplantae; Streptophyta; Magnoliopsida; Lamiales; Orobanchaceae.
AUGAACUUUGGCAGAGGAGGCGACGCGCCGCCGUCGAACGGCGGAGAGUUCCUCCUCCAGCUCCUCCGCAGACCGCCGAACCCAAGCCCUCACACCCAGAUGCCACGGAAGCAUCCCUCUCAAACGCCAUCUCAGGACCCCGCCGUCGCGGCGGUCGGCCCAACAAUCCCCGCUUUCUACCUGCCGCACGCCGCGGCGUUACCUACCGACGGCCGCGGCGUCCCUUGCGGCGCGUGGAAUAACUCUAAUUCGCCGCCAUUUGCUCCGCACAAUUAUUUCCCGCAAAACCCUAAUGCGAACCCUAAUUUAAACCCUGGUUUCUUCUCGUCACUGGGGGGUUUCAGUAACAAUCAGAACCAAUUCAAGCUCCAGUCUGGUCGCGCUCCCGCCAUUGAUGAUGCAAGGAAACUAGGGUCGCACGCGGGAAAUUACAGCUCGCAUAAUCAUCAGCAGGGUCAAAAUCUCGUAUUCGGAUCUCUGAAUAUUGAUGUGCCGCAGGGUAAUGUUGGGGAUGUUUUGCGUCAGAGCUUGUAUGGGAAUAACAAGCCUGCAAAAUCCCAUUCGGAGGAGAGAGUGGGAAUGGAUGGAAGACCUAACAGUCGUCCGGUAAAUCCUGUCGAGGUCAAUGGCGGUGCACGAGAAAAUUCUACUGCAUUCAGAGGUUACGAACAAGAAAAAAGCAGUAAUAGUAACAGCAGGUUAAACAGGGGACAUAAUGGGAAACAUAAGGUGGUGGGGCCCGUGGUGGAGCCACCAGGGUUUUCAAGGAAUGUAAAGAAUGUGAAGAGCAGGGAGUAUGGUUUUGGUGGGAGGACUUCUGAUCGUAAUGUGGAUAAAGCUAAGUCUGUUCGGGCCGUUGAUAUUGAGAAGUCAAUCAUGGAUCUCCAUUGUUCUGAACCUGAAGAAUUGAGAUAUGAUGGCGGGGAUAAGAUGGGCCGAGAUCGUAGGGUGAGUGAGAUGAAUGGUUUGGAUCAGCUUGUGGAUUCUUUGGCUCUUGAAGACAAUUCUGGUGAGAAGAGACUUGAAGAUGAAUCUGAUAAAAAGAACUUAAAGAAGCAUUAUCGAGACAAGGAUUACAGAUCGGACAAGAGGGGGCAGUGGAUAAUGGGUCAGAGGAUGAGAAUUGUUAGAAGCCGAACAACAUGUCGAAAUGAUAUAAACAGGCUGAGUGCCCCAUUUUUAACCGUGUUUGAGUCUUUAAUCCCUGCUGAAGAAGAAACACUCAAGCAGAAACAGUUAUUGACGGUACUGGAAAAGCUUGUUCGGAAAGAGUGGCCUGAGGCUCAAUUAUAUCUUUAUGGAUCCUGUGCCAAUUCAUUUGGCUUUCCAAAAAGUGAUAUUGAUGUUUGCCUUCAAAUGGAUCUUGGGGAUAAUGAAAAGUCUGAGGUUUUGCUAAAGCUGGCAGAGAUAUUACAGUCGGACAAUCUGCAGAAUGUGCAGGCACUUAUACGCGCUAGAGUUCCUGUUGUUAAGCUCAUGGAUCCAGCUACCGGUAUUUCAUGCGAUAUUUGUAUAAACAAUAUGCUGGCUGUUGUGAAUACAAAACUGCUCCAUGAUUAUGCAUGCAUUGAUGUAAGACUCAGGCAGUUGGCAUUCAUUGUCAAACACUGGGCUAAAUCACGAGGAGUUAACCAAACUUACCAAGGAACACUCUCUAGUUAUGCGUAUGUGUUAAUGUGCAUUCAUUUCUUGCAACAGCGUAGGCCUGCCAUACUUCCUUGCUUACAGGAGAUGGAGACUACUUAUUUUGCGACUGUUGAAACUGUUGAAUGUGCUUAUUUUGAUCAAGUGGAGAAGCUGCAAAACUAUGGGUCCCGGAAUGGGGAAAGUAUUGCUCAGUUGGUCUGGGCCUUUUUCCACUACUGGGCUUAUUGUCAUGAUUAUGCUAAUGACGUUAUAUCAGUUCGUACUGGAAUCACACUGAGUAAGAGAACUAAAGACUGGACCAGAAGAGUUGGGAAUGAUCGACACUUGAUAUGCAUAGAGGACCCAUUUGAGUUAUCUCAUGAUCUUGGUCGUGUGGUGGACAAACACAGCAUAAGGGUCAUUCGUGAAGAGUUUGAACGUGCUGCCGAAAUCAUGCAGUACGAUUCUAACCCUUGUGUGACUUUGUUCAAGCCCUAUGCACCAAGUUAA